GAUUUGGAGUGCGUGCAGCUGUGAGGCUGUAGCUGCUUUACCGCGGCCCAGUCUCUCAGGCUGGCAUGAGCGCGAUCAGGAGUGCAGCAGGGCCUGCUGGAAAAGAGCUUCUGAGCCGAGUCAGAGAAAGGGAAACUGUAUAAGUGGAUGAAAAGAAAGGGAACAAUGAACAGAGAAGAUGCCUUCCUGGCUCACUAACAACAAAAAGUGAUGGGCUGUGGGACAAGCAAAGUGCUGCCUGAGCCCCCUAAAAACAUUCAUUUGGAUCUAGUUAAAACUGUGGAACCGUAUACUGGCCAACACCAUGAUAAGUACAAGCACUUUAUUAAAUAUGACGCCAUCAAGAGUGGAGGUAAGACAGGCCAGCCACCACCUCAUCAGACUAAUGUGUACCAGCAAACUGGACACUGGGACCAGCAGAAUGAUCCUAGAAGAAAUAAAGUGGCCAAAUACCGUGCAAAGUUUGACCCCAGAGUGACUGCAAAAUAUGACAUCAAGGCACUGAUUGGUCGUGGGAGUUUUAGUAGAGUGGUCAGAGUGGAGCACAAGAGCACUAAACAACCUUAUGCAAUAAAACUGAUUGAGACAAAGUACAAGGAAGGAAGAGAAGUGUGUGAAUCUGAACUCAACGUCCUCAGGAGAGUGAGACAUGCCAAUGUUAUACAGCUCAUUGAAGUAUUUGAGACACAAGAGAGAGUUUAUAUGGUGAUGGAAUUAGCAACUGGAGGUGAACUCUUUGACAGGAUCAUAGCCAAAGGCUCCUUUACUGAAAGAGAUGCUACUAGAGUGCUUCAAAUGGUUCUUGAGGGAGUUAAAUAUUUGCAUAUCCUAGGCAUUACACAUAGAGAUCUGAAACCAGAAAAUUUGCUGUACUAUCACCCAGGUGCUGAUUCCAAAAUUAUGAUCACAGACUUUGGAUUAGCAAGCACUCGAAAGAAAGGUGAUGACUGUCUUAUGAAGACCACCUGUGGCACCCCAGAAUAUAUUGCUCCAGAAAUUCUUGUGAGGAAGCCUUACACAAAUUCUGUUGACAUGUGGGCAUUGGGUGUGGUGUCCUACAUUUUGUUAAGUGGAACUAUGCCCUUUGAAGAUGAUAAUCGUACCCGAUUAUAUAGACAGAUAUUGAAGGGUAAAUACAGUUACUCAGGGGAGCCAUGGCCCAGUGUAUCAAAUCUAGCCAAGGAUUUUAUAGACCGACUGCUUACUGUGGAUCCCAAUGAAAGACUAACAGUGGGCCAAGCCUUGAAGCACCCUUGGGUCGUCAGCAUGGCAGCCUCCUCCUCCAUGAAGAACUUGCAUCGUUCUAUCUCUCAGAACCUUUUGAAGAGAGCUUCAUCUCGAUGCCAAAGUACCAAAUCGGCCCAGUCCACAAGAUCCAGUAGAUCAACAAAAUCUAACAAGUCACGGAGAGUACGAGAGCGAGAACUACGAGAGCUUAAUUUACGGUAUCAACAGCAGUACGAGGGUUGAAAAGAACUCAGCAUCUUAUACUAUGUUGCCUUCCACUCUGCACUUUCGUAUUCAUGUAACUCUCAAUAACAGGUUGACCAUUGUGGAUUCAAGAGAGUUUACACAAACCACUUUUUGCCAAUUUAAAGCUCUGAAAAUUUAAAAUUAAUUUUCAAAUUUUACCACAAGUUUAUUUGCUACUCUCAGAAGAAAAUAUUGACCAACAUUCAAAAUUAGUGGAAAAUAUUGAGCCAGAGACUUUUUCUAAUUAGAUUUGCUAAAUAUGUAUGAUAAAAUGACUACUGUACAUAAAAGGAUCAUUUACAGGAGUAAAAACAGAUCGGCAUAUCUGAAAUUGGACUAAAAGGGCAUGAAAUGUUGAGUCUUAGUUUUAUUUCACAAGUUCAGUUUUAUAAGCUGGUGCUGAUAAUUGUGAUCUGUCUUGUCCAUACACAUUGUUUUCAAUACCUUAACUUGAUAAAGUUGGUUCCAUUUGCAAAAAAUAACUUUACUGAUUUUCAUAAAUUCAAGGCCAUAAAUGAACAUUUCUGACUCAAUAAAUGUGCAUAAUAUAUACUUAAUCUCCCACUGAAAUGUCCUAAGUUUGAUAUAGGUGCAUCAGGAAUACAUACAAAAGCAACCUUUCUCAAACGUGUAUGUUUUCUACUUUUUAACCGUUCUUACAUUUGCACAACUUCCAUUGUAACCCACACUGAAAAGGCCGAGUUUCCUUUCAGUUGCGAGCGAAGAUAAUUUGUGCAACAGAUCUAAAUUGUUUUAAUUAGCCAUUAUAGCCUAAAAAUGAACAAAAUCAAAACUGCUACAGACCAUAGCUUUAUUUAUGCUUUCUCAAAAUUUGAUCCAUUCUAAUUCCUGACCGUACUAGUUUGCACUUGCAUUAUCAUGUCUGCUGUUAAGCAGAACCCUCAUCUCACUCAUUGUCUCUUGUUUGCAUCCACUUCAAACCAUCACUCCAUUUCCUCUUGCUUGACCCUCAAUAAAGAAGAGUAAAUAGCACUGUUUGCAGUUACCAGAUAAUGGUGUAGUAUUUUUCAGCUGAGUUUGAUCUGUGCCAUCUUCUGCUAACAGCUGCCUGAAAUAACAGUUAUAGUAACAUCUUAGACAUUGUAAACGUGCAGGCAACGCUGCCUCUGCAGUGCGGAGUUACCAAAGGCAACCCUUUUGUUAACCCUUUUGAUAUGCAAGGCCAAGUAAGUGACCAUGUGCUUAGUUUGUGGUCAUAUCCUUAAUUUAGUGUGCCAAAAACUGCAGAGCUUGUGAUGAAAGGGGUGAGAUUGCCCUGUUUAGUUAAUUAAGGCAUUCUAAUAAACAUUGUAAACAUUGUGGUAUGAUGCUGUUGUACCAAAUGCAUCUGAAUGAGAACCUCAAUGUUAACAAAGCUACCUGCAGAUCUCCAUGACAUCCAGGCUGGGUGGGUGAAUAAACAGGUGAGUGGUUGCUGGAUUUCAUUCUUUUAUAUGAAUGUAUGUGCUCAGCAUCAACCAUGGGUGACUUGCUGUUCAAUCUGUCAUUCUGUGACUAGGUUAGUCCUUGCCUUCCUAAGGCAAUUAGGGCCAACAUACCGGAGGAUGGAACUGUUGGCGUGGACCUGUGUCUGUCCUGAAAGCAUGGCUGUUUUGAAGAGAGAUCAUUUGUGUCUAAUUCUAUAUUAAUUUGCAUUGUGCUAUAGGUUGAUAAGGCACUUGUCUCUGACCAGUAAAAUAGCACGUUAUGCAGAUUUAUACUAAUUUUAGUAUCCCCAGACUAGAUCCUGUUCAUGUUUCACCAUAUCUCGGCUAAACCACAGUUUUCUAAUAUCCCUUAUGUAAAAUUAUUCUCGAAUUUGUCCUCCUUGAUCUUGCUCUUCGCAGCGAAUGUUAUCUCUUUUGUCCCUCUAAAUGUCCCUCACAGUCUCACCCAAAAUUGAGAUUCCUCCAGCAGGCACUUAGUGCAUAAUGCUCCAUUACAUAUUAGAUUCCCUAGAGUGGGGAAACAGGUCCUUUGGCCCAACCAGUCCACACCAACCUUCCGAAGAGUAACCCACCCAGACCCAUUUCCCUCUGAUUAAUGCAUCUAACACUAUGGGUAAUUUAGCAUUGCCAAUUCACCUAACCUGCACAUCUUUGGACCGAGGGAGGAAACCCACGCAGACACUGGGAGAAUGUGCAAACUCCACAAACAGUCACUCGAGGCUGGAAUCGAACCUGGGACCUUGGUACUGUGAGGCAGCAGUGCUAACCACUGAGCCAGCAUGCCGCCCUAUAUUGUGGAAUUUCUUCCCUCUCCUCCCUCUCUUCCUUUAUGGGAUGGGAGAUGAGAAUUGUAGUCAUGCGGUGUGUUGUGAAAAUCAAGAAUGCACCAACUGAGAAAGUAAGGAAUCACAUUCAUGAACUUUCAGAAAUGAAACAGACAUGUAUUUGAGAAGGAUAAGCGAACUAGGCUAUAAGGAAAGAGAAUGGGUCUGAACUAAUUAGAUAGUUAUUUCAAAGAGCCAACCAGGCCUAAUGGGCUGAAUGGCCUCCUUCUGCACCAUACAUUUCUAUGAUUUGAAUCCCUUAAAAAACAAUUCCUGACGAAACAUUAGCAUCAGUUCUUGUCUGAUUAUUUAUCUGUGAAGUACCACAGUAAACCUUUUUUGUGUUAAAGUACUGUGUACUUUGUUUUGAAUGUUUGGUUUAUUAAUAUAAUUGAAAAUAUCGAAAGGAAAAGAAAGGCCAUUCCUCUUUCGUGUCAAAACAACCUAUGUUAAGCUGCAGUUCCAUUCAUUUACCUUCACAUUUUACCUGUGGUCUGUCGUCUUCAUGUGAUACUGAUAGUUGAAGCUGACUCAACAGCUCAAGUCCCUUAGAAAAAUAUUUGUAACAUGGGCCCUUUCUAUUUUGUAUUUGUGCGUUGUUGGACAAUAACUUGCUCACAUUUUAUGUUUGUGUCUUUUUGCUUUUUGUCUGGUAUUUAUCCAUUUAUAUAAUCAAGUCAAUAUUAAAUGUUCAAAUGGCGUUGAUCCUUUUAAAUGUAUUAAAAAUAAUUCAUUUAUAAAUCUUA
Hemiscyllium ocellatum (epaulette shark) is the source of this 4491-nucleotide messenger RNA. It is a transcript of the gene pskh1, whose product is annotated as protein serine kinase H1. Gene Ontology annotation, biological process: protein phosphorylation. The coding region runs from base 211 to 1470 and encodes 419 amino acids. Lineage: Eukaryota; Metazoa; Chordata; Chondrichthyes; Orectolobiformes; Hemiscylliidae. The record is from RefSeq and is a predicted model, not a curated record. Gene Ontology annotation, molecular function: protein kinase activity; ATP binding. The transcript is spliced from 3 exons.